UUGGCUGUUGGACGACGGGGAUUAACCUGAAAACGCUGCUUUCAAUGAGCUACAAUGGAGACUAAAUAGGAACUCGAUCGGGAUUCAGGCUUUUAAUUUAUUCAUUAAAUCAAGUAAGAUUUGUCCUCGUAGCUUCUCAAAUCUGCUAUUGAUCUUUUUUGACACGUAAUACGAGUUAGAAAAACAAAGUUCCGGACAGAUCCUGAAGUUUGUCUACAAGUGUUUUGAAUAAGGAAAUCGUCUCCGGCUAACGUUAUGUAGCGAGCUAAUCUCGUUUAUCCACUCGUAAACCUCAGCUGUUCACACACGGCCUUAAACCCGACGUCAAGGGAGGAGGAAGAAGAAGAGGGCGACGAUAUCCUGCGGUUUGAUUUGUUGUCUGCUACCUGUUGGUUUAAUCCUGUCUCAGGCAUGACCGAGUACAAACUGGUGGUGGUCGGGGCAGGAGGUGUGGGGAAGAGCGCCCUCACCAUCCAGCUCAUCCAGAACCACUUCGUGGAUGAAUAUGAUCCAACCAUCGAGGACUCGUACAGAAAACAGGUGGUGAUCGAUGGAGAGACUUGUCUGCUGGACAUCUUGGACACAGCCGGUCAGGAGGAGUACAGCGCCAUGAGGGACCAGUACAUGAGAACGGGAGAGGGCUUCCUCUGCGUGUUUGCCAUCAACAACACCAAGUCCUUUGAGGACGUCCACCUGUACAGAGAGCAGAUCAACAGGGUGAAGGACAGUGACAGUGUUCCAAUGGUGCUGGUGGGGAAUAAGAGUGACCUGAGUACCCGCACGGUGGAGUCACGGCAGGCGCAGGAGCUGGCUAGAAGCUACGGAGUACCGUUUGUCGAGACCUCUGCCAAAACCCGACAGGGCGUGGAGGAAGCUUUUUAUUCGCUAGUACGGGAGAUUAGAAGAUACAAGGAGACCAAUCGCAGCAACAAGAAGAGCAAGAAGAGCAAGAAGAACACUCAGAGACGUUGCGCAAUACUAUAGCCAUGCACACACAGCCACAAGCUCAUCCUUCAUAGCACUCGUUUUACGCUUUUCCUCACACACUGCACCUCCUCUGUCACAGUGGAGAUGUCCAGCACAGUUCCGGACGGGGAAGCAGAAGUGGCCAAAUCCAUUUUGUCCUGCCGUCCCAGUUUCCACCUAGUGUGAUAUGCAGCCGUGUCCUGUUGAACGCUGAGUCACACUUUUUUUUUUUUUUUUUUUUUUGUCGACCAAACGAAUAGAAACGGCAGUUUUUAGAUGAGUUUUUUUUUCUUUCUUUUUUGGUUCAGGUUAGCAUUUAUGGAAACUUAAUCUGAGUCUGUGGUAUAAUUGAUUGUUUGUUAAGAUCGUACUCUACUAAUUAGAAUAAUGUCCAGCCAGUGGUACAAACCAUUCCUGUGGACUGGUCAGGGGGUCCGUGGUGGUGCGUCACUGCACUUUGCACCGUCGCCUCGGGUGACGCAUUCAGUUCAAAACUUCUAAAUUGUUCUAGCAUUAUUUAGGUGAUAUUUGUGAUUUAACACAAAUUUACUAUUAUACGGUUUUAAUGCAAAAUAAAAAAAAUGUUGCUUUCAGAUUGGUUAAAACUUUUUGGAAGUUUGAAAACAUCUGUCUUCCCCCUCAUGUUUUUCAUAGGUGACCGUGUCCUCUGUGGCUUGACACACAACAGCAAUAUCUUUUCUCCCACUAUGAAAAUUAAAAUGCUGUAACAGGAUAAGAUCAUUUCAGUAACAAAGCCUCAUAAUUGUGUUCGAGACUCCGAGGUGCACUUUAUCAUUGUCUGGUAUGUGUUUAAUGGUACAAUUAAGGAUUAGUUGGUGGCAUUUAAAGCGUUUACUCACUGUUAUUCCUCAGGUCCUGAUAAAAUACCAUAUUCCUGAGUGCUCUGUUAAACGAUUGAGAUAUGAUGCCUUUUUCCAUCAUUGACCUCCGAUUGGAAGAGUCAGCCUGCAGUUUGCUCCACACUGUAUUCCAAAGGCCACUUUUAAUGCAGUUUUUUGUCUGUCAGUGUUGAUGGGUUUGUGGUUCUACACUUAAUAUUUAAAACUCCACUGAUGCUGAAACCCGUGUUUCACUCCGCAGGAAAUCUCUAGAGCUCAAACUCAUGUUAACGAUCAUGAUUGCUAAGGAUAUUCAAAAGGGCAUUGUUUUUUAUAGCCGUGUUUGUCACCUUCCAUGUUGUGGAUUACAUUUAUAUUUUUGUAGUAAGGCAAAUUCCUGUAAUUUAGAAACGGUUGUUCACUUAACUCAAAUCAAAGUUCAAUGAGCUAACUUCAAAUGAUUCCUGCUAAAAGAGGUGAAUCCAUGAAGUGUUCCUACCAAACCGGCAGCUUUCAUUAUCUGGACUUAAUGUAGUUCCAUUGUUAAACUUUCAACAAGUCUCUCACUGACGGCUAUGUAAAAUCUUUAAUGCACUCUGCUGUAAUGAACAAUUAAAUGUCUUCAGCUUUUA
Molecule: messenger RNA, 2437 nt
Organism: Cyclopterus lumpus (lumpfish)
Lineage: Eukaryota; Metazoa; Chordata; Actinopteri; Perciformes; Cyclopteridae
Exons: 5
Coding region: 412-984 (190 amino acids)
Biological process (GO): Ras protein signal transduction
Cellular component (GO): plasma membrane
Molecular function (GO): GTP binding; GTPase activity; GDP binding
Source: RefSeq, a predicted model, not a curated record